UUUUGUUUUUUUUUACGCCGAUAUCACAUUGUAUAAUUUACAUAAGAGAUGGCUUCAAUCCUGAACAUGGAAAUUAAGUCCACCCGAUGGGGAAUAUACUCUUGAAAUCGAAUUUCUUUCGUCACUAUAUCUGAAAGCAGGCUCUCUAAGGAUUGUCAAAGUCUCUCUGACUGCCGUUCUGGUUGGUUUAUUCCUUAUCAUAGUGUAUGGCUUUACUUUUAGGAAUCAGGUUGAAUUAAAUAGAUAGCAAUUGCAAUAAACGACGAAACCAAUCGAACAUGCCUAUCAGAUUAAGCAAAAGGAUUUCUUUAAUUCCGUUUUAAACCGAAGAAAUAACUGUAAGAUGCCGCAUGGAUUGAUUACGUUUGUAAGUGAUGUGAGCCAAUCACGCGCGUAGUUUCAUCCGUUCAAGGUACAUUUUGCGGUAGCUGGAAGCAAGUGCACGCUUUUAGCUAUAUCUGUUUUAUCCUUAGAUAAUCGUUUUGAUUUUUCCAAUUUACAGGGGACAAUUUUUACACCAAAUUUAUGCAAUAAAAAUAUUGGUCACCGUGCUAAUUCAAGAGCUGAAGACCAUCAUGCUUCUUUACUUGGUCCAUUGAUUGAAAAAAAAUACCAUGUUCUUGGAAAGCGCGCGCGCUUAUCCGCCUGAUUACAUAAAUUUUUAUUUCCAGUACAUGAUGUACAGUGCAAUACUGAGGAAUCACUUUAAAAGCAAUUUCCUCACUUUCGGGUCGUAAUGAAGAAAUCGUUUUGUUUGAUGGGCCCUCUCGGGAAGCGAAACUGUUUAUUGCAACUACAAUCCAUAAAAUUCAACCUGUUUCCUUACAGCAAAGUAUCGCACUAUCAAAAGGAUAAGAGAAAUUAAAAAAUAAAUUAGUAUAGAGUAUACUUCCCAUUGGUAACCGACUGAAUUUUCAUAAUUAAGAUUGGGGCAUUCUCUUUCAUGGAUACUACGAUGUCUUAUCAAUUGAUCGCAAACCAAAAUUAAAGAAGCCCUUACAGCCUACGUAAACGGUUGAAACAACAUUUUCUUCAUGCUUAUUUCGUUUGCAUCACUUGCCUCAUUAGCAAUCAUUCAAAAAGUAUUCAUAAUUUUCUGAGCGGCUGCGCCAAACAUGUGUUUUUUACCCUCUUGCUUUCCUAUCUUGGUUUCAUUGAUCCGAAUUGCGGAAUAUUGCGCGAAAAAAUGGGCGGUUUACGCAAAAGGCAAAUUAUAAAACCACGACACGGAAGAUGAGACCAGUGUCAAAUUAUUAGAUAUUUCAAAUGAAUCUUUCUUGACGCACCUAAAACGGUGAGCUUUAAACUUACAGUGAUUUACAUAUGAUUGGAAAUGAAAAAGCCGCAAGAUAGAUUUCAAACUAAAGAAUUUGUAUAUGCUUUUUUUCCAAUGCAAAUCUAAUCGAACAAAUGAAAACUAAUCAACUUAUGAAACACGAAACACCUAUCGAUCGAUGGAUAGCGUAAAACAAUCCUCAGAAAUUAAGUGAGAACAUACUUCUAAGUGAAGAGACGAUCGAACACUUUCUAGUCAUAGUGGUCAAUCGAGCUCUCAUGGGCUGAAACGAUUUUAGACUUAAAAGCACACGUUUGGCAAUACCUGAAAAAUCUAAUUAAAAAUGACCUCAAUCAUUUUUGGAAUAAGACUUAUUCAUGGGCAGAGCUUGAGGAAAAUCCUUUUGAUUAGGCGGCGUUUAGCGAUUCUGAUUCAGCUUUUUCCUGUAUUGUUGCUGGACACAUGUCGACUGAGAAGUUACUCCCAGGAGAUGCUUAAACCACUCUCUAUUAAAGCCAUAAGAUUUCCUGCCCCUUUACCUUCCUCCGAUUUCAUGCUAGAGAGAGAACGACUGGUUGAACAAGUUGUUCCGAGACGUAUACUUAUCUUGCAUUUAGCUUCCAGAACGACAUGGUAGACGUUUCCUUGGCCAGUUUUACAAAUUUUACAAACAAAACUAGCGGACGAGGCGACACAGCAGAUGUACCUCCGGUGGCUGGUGCCAUAAUCAUAAUCAUCAUCAACACCAUCACUUUUCCCUGCACAGUUGUGCUCAACGCACUUGUGAUAAAGGCUGUGAAAACGACGCCUCGACUCCGUACCAACAGCAACAUCUUGCUGGCCUGUUUAGCGGUGACCGACGCCUUAACUGGUCUCCUUGGCCAGCCAUUGUUUGUCCUGUGGAAGAUUUUCCUAUUAGUUGGUCUCAGUGACAGUAAAAUAGUUGAAAACUGCAAUUACGCAAUUGUGGUUAUAACACUUACAGCAUCAUUCUUUCAUCUGAUGUUCGUUACUUUCGAGAGACUCAUAGCUAUCAAAUUUACAAUGCAGUACUCAAACAUUAUAACUGAUAAUAGCAUGAAGAGAGCAGUGUUAGUAGCUUGGAUCAUUUCCUUUAUUUUUGGAGUUUUUGAUGUGAUAGAAUGGGAUCUAGUAUUACGUUCUCUGUCUGGUGUUCUUACUGCUUCAUGUAUUAUUUUCCUUUCUGUCGCUUAUUUCAUCAUGUAUCGUGAAACACGUCGUCACCAAGAGAAGAUUAAAACUCAGCAAAUGCCCCAGGAAGAAGUGGAAAGAUUUACCAAAGAAAACAAAGCGCUUAAGACAACUUUAUAUGUAGUUGGUGCUGUUUUCGUUUGUCUUCUUCCACUUUGUUUCUGUCUUAUUAUUAUAGCUACAGGUCUUUCUGAAAGUUGCCCCAUCGAUCUGUCAUUGAUGCAAACAUGUGCCAUGUUAAACUCGUUUGUUAAUCCACUGAUUUACUGCUGGAGACAAAAAGAGAUGAGACAGGUCAUUUUUGAAAUAAGACCCGCGGUAGUGCAUAUACACAACCAGUGAAGGAAGGGAGUUUGGUAGAAAGUGUUAAAACCUUAGGUACCACAUAUCUAAAAUUUGCUGACGUCUUUUCCAGCCACUGGAUAAACAAAAUUCCUGAGUUACUGUUUUUUUUUUGGUAAUUAUGUUUUCGGGAGGUGAUUCGUUAACCGCCUGCAAAUUACAAAGUUACUUUCAAUUGUCCCUGUUUUCUAAAGUUAUAAUAAACAGUGAAUACAA
This is a messenger RNA of Pocillopora damicornis (cauliflower coral), 3046 nucleotides long. Its product is annotated as adenosine receptor A2a. Gene Ontology annotation, cellular component: membrane. The record is from RefSeq and is a predicted model, not a curated record. NCBI's taxonomy places the organism in Eukaryota, Metazoa, Cnidaria, Anthozoa, Scleractinia, Pocilloporidae. Gene Ontology annotation, molecular function: G protein-coupled receptor activity. Gene Ontology annotation, biological process: G protein-coupled receptor signaling pathway.